Molecule: messenger RNA, 1659 nt
Organism: Torulaspora globosa
Lineage: Eukaryota; Fungi; Ascomycota; Saccharomycetes; Saccharomycetales; Saccharomycetaceae
Gene: ROY1
Product: Roy1p
Exons: 1
Coding region: 1-1659 (552 amino acids)
Source: RefSeq, a predicted model, not a curated record
AUGGUUGAAAAGGAUCAAUUGCUCACCAUUCUCUCAAAAACUUCAUUCUUUCUGAAUCAAAAUGACUUACUCAGUUUAGCACAAACUUCUAGAAAGUUACAUGAUAGUUUGGCAAUUGAAAAGCUAUACCACAAUAUUACUGUAACUAGAGAUCCUGUCCGUCGCUCAGAUUUUUGGUUUAUCGAUUGCGGUAGGAGCUAUCUAAGUGGCUAUAGGGCUCUCAAGAAAAGUGCCGAUCAGAACGAUCUUUUUCUCUACGACAGGAUCGAAAGGCUCCUGGAAUCUCGACAUUUGCGUCACCUUCGCCAACUGGUUAUUCAGGAUUCUGUCUUUCAGGACCGCAAAACUGGAGAUCCGCUACUGCGACAACUGCUUGACAAGGUCAUUGAUCUGGAUCAGGUUGAGCUGCUUGAUAUUAGAGAUCCGCUGCUGUUCCAUGAGUAUAAAGCAAAAAUUUUAAAUCUGAGCAACCUGAAAAGUAUCAGACUUAUCGAUAUUGCGUCUAUUGAGAGGACGAAAUCGCUGGCUGGCCUGACUUCAAUAGAAUGGGCUUUACAAUAUCCUUCAAUGCCUGAUAAGCCUUUGCCCUCGCAUGUGGUUGAGUUUUUGUCAAAUAAGCUCGCGAAAGCUGAAUUGAUGUUUGAUAAUGCGGAAACUUCAAGUUUACUGCUCAUUUCUUACCUGCAUUCGCAAGGAGUGAAGUGCAGUUCUUUAAAGUCAUUGAAGCUGAAUCACGUACAUGGAAAAAACUCGCAUGAUAGACACUUGCACCAGAUAGAGUUUGGACAUCUGGAAGAAAUGGUGAACUUGCAAACCUUGCAGAAGUUGGAACUAGGUCUAUCCUGUGAAAAUGUUGGCUGUGGAUGUGUCGAUGAUUUUCUUCAGGAUCUUGCACCACGGCUGCAGUCACUGAAGGAGUUAGCCCUGAUUGAGAAGUCAACUGCCGUUUCGACCGACCAUCAGGCGAAAGAAGACUGGGACAUUAUGAUCAACAAAUUUCUUCUUCACAUACCGGAUGUCGGAGCAAACCUGCGGAAACUGAGUAUCAGACACCAGACACCAUUGAAUGGACUUUCAGAUGACAGUGUUCAUGGCAAUUAUUUCCGCAGAAGAACUCUGUAUGAGACUGUAUUGCCCAAGUUGAAAUCGUUACAAACCCUUAUUGCGCCUACGAUGCUACAGUCUUUGAGUGCAUACGAAGUCCUCGUCUGCGACUUGCUCUGGAAUGGUUGUCAGUGUGACUACUGCGGUAAAGUUUUACCCAUUUUCGACCAGUAUAUAAUGAAUCACCAAUAUUACUCCAAGGAAAGCGGAAGAUACAUGGAUGUUAUACCAACUGUCUUCUUUGCCUAUGCCGGAGAUUUUCUGACUCACAACUCUAUGGAUCUAGUUGAGUGGGACUUGGAGGCUUUCAACUGCUGUCUCUUUUACCGUGCUUGGGACUUACAUGGUUAUGAGGCCCUACACCACUUCGAGAACUAUGAUUGCUUGUUCGACGAGUCAACCUUUCAUCCUCUGUCGGUGGUGAUUACCCAUUUCUUCGACAGUUACAUGGACUCAUUGGUGCAAAUACUACCAAGCUUGAGGACUGCACUGCUCUCUGGUAUCUACUAUGCUGUUGAUAACGAAUCGCACAGCUAUGAAUCGGUUUAUUCAUGA